AUGCUCUCCCUACCGCUCAUAACCCCCCGCGAUUCUCAUGAACUCUGUCUCCCAACCCUACCGUAUUUCAUCCCAACACCAAGCAAACGGAGAAACGCAAGGAAACAUCCGCCGCAAUGGCAACAAUACCAUGAAUUCCUCGAAGAACGUGCGCUCCGUGCUCGCAAAAACAACAUCGCCUCUUUCGGUUACUCGUGGAUCAAACCUGCGGGAUGCACCAAGACCAUGCUGGGUAUGAAAGAGGAAGAGGCGGAAAGGGAGGAAGCAUUAGCUGCGGCAGCUGCAGAGAUGGCAGCGGCCGCUGCGGUAGCCGAGGCUGAAGCGGGAGCUGCUGGGCUAAAUGAGCUCGGAUCACAGCAUGGUGAUGGACAGGAUGACACGGGAAUGGAGAGGGACUUGGACGAUGAUAUUCCUGACGCAGAUGUAGAGGGUCUCGUGGAGGAAGGAGAGGAGGGCCUGGAAGAGGAUGAUGUUGUUGACGAGGAGGGAUACAUGGAACGAGAUCUGGACGACGAUAUUCCUGAAGCGUUCUCUGAUGAUGACGAUGACGACCAUCUGAUCGAGGAUGAUUUUGAUAACCAGCCAGACUUGGAUAAUGAUAUUCCCAGUGCUGAAGACAUAGUUGAUGAGGUAGAAGACAUGAGUGAGGAAGACAUGGGCCGCGAUUUGGACGAUGAUAUCGCUGAGGCUGCGGAGAAUCAGUCCGACCAAGAAGACGAAUGGCAACAUACCGAUACAGAUGCCGAAUUGGAUGACGAGGAUGAGGCCAGUUUCUCACAUGAUCCAUUUACUCAAAAUCUUCGAGUCAGUACAACCAGCAGUCGUGGUCUACCUCCAGCACCUGUUCGCGUUCAAGAGACAGAGGCCCAACGCCGGUUCCUCCAGCGCUGGAGUGGCGGCGGCGAUGUCUUCGACACAAGCGGCAUGAUGAUCGAUGAAGAUGAUCUACGUGCAUCUGUUACUAGUCAAGGUAGUCGACGAAGCUUUUUCAGCAGAUUCCCCAGACGACGAGCUGGGGGACCUAGGGAUAGUUUUGACUAA
Molecule: messenger RNA, 1041 nt
Organism: Aspergillus oryzae RIB40
Lineage: Eukaryota; Fungi; Ascomycota; Eurotiomycetes; Eurotiales; Aspergillaceae
Biological process (GO): anaphase-promoting complex-dependent catabolic process
Cellular component (GO): anaphase-promoting complex
Source: RefSeq, a predicted model, not a curated record